Paraphaeosphaeria sporulosa is the source of this 1723-nucleotide messenger RNA. RefSeq lists its product as uncharacterized. NCBI's taxonomy places the organism in Eukaryota, Fungi, Ascomycota, Dothideomycetes, Pleosporales, Didymosphaeriaceae. The transcript has a single exon. Bases 169 to 1359 code for a protein of 396 amino acids. Gene Ontology annotation, molecular function: protein binding. The record is from RefSeq and is a predicted model, not a curated record.
GCCCGCUCUUUCGACACACAUAGUGAAGCGUGCACAAAGACUACUCAAAAUUCCUCCAAAGAGCCGACUUCCGUCGCUGACAAGCUACAAUAUUAGUCACGUCACCUCCUGACAUCCCAAGCGCAAUCGUUACAUUCGACAACCUCGCAUUCAUCGGUCUGCGCCAUCAUGUUCAAAAAGUUCAAAGACAAGCUCAAGGGCGAUGAUCAUAAUGAGUCACAUCAGAAGCAGGAGAAGCAACCACAGGACGCCUCGCACCAGCAAUCAAACCUGCAAUCGAACAAUCCCUUUCAUCCCAACAACUACACUGCACCGCCACCAUGGCAGAAUCAAAGCGGCAGUCACAACAUUACUCCCAAUGAGAAAUUCCAACCACCUCCAGGAGCACCUCCGGGUUAUGCAGGCGCAAGCUCAAGUUCAGGAUACGAACCGCCUCCGGGUCCGCCGCCCUCGAAAGACAUGCCCCAGCAACCCCCACCUAGCUGGGAGCCUCCACCAUAUCACGACUGGACGGUGAUUCCAGAUACAGCGCUACUCCCUCCCCCUCCAUCGAUCGGAUAUGAUACGUCGCCCACAGCCAAUGCUACGGAGGAAGAUGGCGGGCUUGCAUACGAGUGGUGCAUAGCGAACCCCCUUUGGCCACCCCAAAAUCUCACACCUCCCACACACGGGGCUAUUCAGAAUGGCCAGCUCGCGCUUCUCACGCCCCCAACAUUCACUGGCAAUGUUUUCCCCAUGCAGCAAGCCGGACACUGGAAAUGUCACACCCAAGCGCGAUGCCGCGACUCGGCUCUCCUUACCAACCUGCCCAUGUACUCCGUGUUCUGGGACUCCCCGCUCAACACGCACCGCCCAAAAACCGUCUACUUUGAGCUCAAGGUUCUUGGCAUCGGCUCGGGCGGGUACUCACUGUCCGAAGCAGACGCGGGCAUCGCAAUUGGCUUCAUCGCACCACCUUACCCCACCUUCCGUCUCCCAGGCUGGCAACGUGGCAGUCUCGGCGUCCACGGUGAUGACGGGCGCAAGUACGUCAAUGAUACGUUUGGGGGUGUAGACUUCACAACUGCGUUUCAGCCUGGCGAGACUGUUGGAAUCGGUAUGACGUUUGCGCUGCCGAGGGAGCCGCCUUCAUAUGAGCAGAGUCAGAUGGGAAAGGUCAUGGACAUUGAUGUGUUCUUCACCCGAAAUGGACAGCGAGAGAAGGCGUGGGACGGAAAUGACGAGCUGGAUGAGAGGAGCGAAGGGGGCACGAUGGGUCUGAGGGGCGAGUGCGAUUUGUUUCCUGCAGUGGGAGUGUUUGGGGGUGUGGACUUCGAGGUGUUCUUCCACCCCAGUCAGUGGAUGUAUAGACCGAUUUAGAAGCUGUAGCGGUUGGUUUCCUAUACGGCUAGGCUAUCAUGUGUCUGUAGAAGAUGCUCGAGGUUUUCUACACAUUCAGCUACAACUGGAGUCUUCGCCUUUUGCCUGCUAGCCCAUGCCAGAAGCAAACAUCGUCCACGUCGAAACCAAACUUGUGAACCAGAUUGUAGCGAUGAUACUAAGAUUUGGUACCGUGGAAAGCACCUUGAAAUAUACUCAAGCUCUAAAGUAUUAGGUUCGUCGGGGUAACCUAAAUAUGACUCCGGUACUGCUCCUCACACCGACGUCAACGCCGACCAUGACGCCGCGCUUAAGCGAUGUGACACGAUGAUUUGAGCAUCGCGUACAAUACCUCAUGACUCGC